UUCAUAUCUCUUUCGCUCUCUAUUAGCCGCCUCUCACUUUUGGAAGACCAAAACAGCUUGUUUUGUGAUCAAUGGAUUUCCACACCCUCACCAGGAAGGCUCUCCAGGCUCUGUGCAAGCAGAAUGGAAUCCCAGCUAACAUCACCAAUGUCGCCAUGGCCGAUUCUCUCUCUGCUCUUCAACAUGUUGAAGGACUUGAAGAGUUGUUGAACCAAUCUCCAGAGAAAGUUAUGAUUGGAUCAGCAAGUGUCUCUCGUACUGCGGCUAGAACCACCACUCGGAGAAAGGCCGUCAAUGAAGAGCCAGAGAGCUCACAGCCAUUGACUCGCACUACUAGGCGUGCUGCAACGAAGAAGACUGUUGUUGAAGAGGUGGACCAGGAAAAGACUGAGGUUCCACCUAAGACUCCUGCUGCUCCAAGCACCAGGAGGAGGGCUCCAGCGGCUUCAGCUCGCCAGAAGACGGAGACCCUAACUGAAACAACUUCUGUGCAGCGCGCUUAUAGCACCCGGCGAUCAGUGAGGUUGUUGGGGAAGACCAUGGCUAACAUGAGCCUGGAUAAGGAUAACACUAUGACUUCUAGCAUUGAUGAACUUUCUGCAGAUACCAUGGAUUGCUCAGAGCAAUCUGAGAGCUCAGUUGUUAAGGGAUCUGAUACGCAAACAGUAUCUGAGGGGACCUCAAAUGGACUUGAUGCUUCUGAAGUUUCGUCGGAGCUAAAAUCAAAUGGACAAGUUGUGGAUGAAAGUCUGUUGAAAGAGAGCAGGAUGGAUGUGACUGAAGAUGGUUCAAUGCAGAAAUCAGGAAUGGAAUCUGAGAUGUCUGCACCAAAGUCAGCUUCAGAUGUCAUUAUGAUUUCAGAGGUUAUGGGUGAAUCUAAUGAAGAGAGCUCAGCUGAGGAUAAGGAACCUCAUUGUGAAGGAGCACAAGAUUUGGUAGUUGCCAAAGAUUCUGAUCAUGUUGCGGCUGUUCAAUCUGCGCUGCCACAAGAAGUAAACGAACCUCCAAGUGCUGUGAAAACUGUUGAGCCCACUUCAUUGACUCUGAGUUCAACUCCUACCAAGAGCCCGGCAAGCAAGAGUUCUGAUGUGAAUGUGGCUGCCACUGUAAUAGAGCCUAAAGAAGCUCCCAAGGCUGAAGCAUUGGGUGAUUACAGUGGAAAAUUUGAUUUUGAAUCAGGUUCCAGCACGGAAGGAGAUUCUGAGGAUGAGGGCACUGAAGAUGAGGCAGUGGCUGAAGCUUCAUAUGAGCUUCAGGAUAACAUGAAUGAUACGAGGGAAGCAAAUGAAGAGGAAGAUUCUGAUUAUGAAAGCACUGAAGGAGAAUCUAGUGAAGAGGAAGACUCUGAUGAUGACAUCACCGAAGAAGAAUCUAGUGAGGAUGAGGCUGUUGCUGAUAAACCAGAAAAGCAAAGUGCUCAGAAGAGCUUGAUUGUUGAAAAUGCUGGUGCUAAUAUGAGUGAAGCAGCAGAAGUUGCCAAGGCAGAAGUCUUUGCCACGAUGACUAAGACAUUCUCACCUUUGCCGGUUAACCUUGCAACUCAGUUUCCUCGUCCAACUUCAGCAAAGUCUUCAGGCAAAAAGCGACCAGAAAUUGCAAUGUACAUCUCCGAUGACAAUGAGGAAAGCUUGGACACUAGCACUGAGAUGGACAAGGACGAGGACCUCGAGGGAGUUGAGAUGAAGAAGAAAGAUGAGGUCAUUGCUGAGAAGGAGAGUGUGAAGGAAUUUGAGGCUAAGAGUCUAAGGCAGCUGAAGAAGCUGCUGAAAAAACAACUGAACAUCGGGGACAGUAAGGACACCAAGGUGGCAGAGAAGCCAAGAAUUGCCCUGAGCGAAGUACCAGAGAACCAAAUGGCUGUCAAGGAAAACUGAAUACAGAGAGUAAUAGCUUUUGUUGAAAGGGUGAGCUUCAAGGUAUUGGGGGUUCAAACCUGGGUUUGCCCUGCUUAGAUUUUCUUGUUGUUCUUUCUUUUCAUGUUCAAAUGGGCAAGUCUUUCGACAUUGUUCAAUUUCAGUCAUAAUGGUGGCAAGCUACUUGAGUAAUAAUGUAGUAAGUUCACUGAUGGUGGCUUGGAAGUUGUUAUACAUGUCAAUUUUGCUUAUUGAUAAUACUAUCAAAUUUUACAC
Messenger RNA from Rosa rugosa (rugosa rose), 2129 nucleotides. RefSeq lists its product as uncharacterized. Lineage: Eukaryota; Viridiplantae; Streptophyta; Magnoliopsida; Rosales; Rosaceae. The coding region runs from base 72 to 1874 and encodes 600 amino acids. The record is from RefSeq and is a predicted model, not a curated record. The transcript has 4 exons.